Impatiens glandulifera is the source of this 2473-nucleotide messenger RNA. RefSeq names its product glycerophosphodiester phosphodiesterase GDPDL7-like. Lineage: Eukaryota; Viridiplantae; Streptophyta; Magnoliopsida; Ericales; Balsaminaceae. The record is from RefSeq and is a predicted model, not a curated record. Bases 1 to 2337 code for a protein of 778 amino acids. Gene Ontology annotation, molecular function: glycerophosphodiester phosphodiesterase activity. The transcript is spliced from 7 exons. Gene Ontology annotation, biological process: lipid metabolic process.
AUGAAUCUGUUUUUCUUAUCUGAAACAGGGGAGGAGGAAUUGGAACAACAUUAUGAGGCACCCUCCUAUCUUCUCCUUCUCCUUGUGCAUUUUCUUAUUCAUCCAUUCAACUCAAUCACAGAAAAUUCCUCAAGCACCAGUAAAACCCACAAAAACAUGGCUAACCCUUACCGCUAUCUAUAUUAUAUAGGUGGGGAGCCGAGUGUCAUAGCCAGAGGAGGGUAUUCAGGGGUUUUCCCAGAUUCAAGUAGCAAUGCAAUCCAAUUAGCUCAAGAAACAAGCCUUGAUGGAUUGGUCUUGCUUUGUGAUCUUCAGUUGACUAAAGAUUCACAUGGCAUUUGUCUUUCAAGCUUGCAGCUUGACAAUACAACAACCAUUAGUGAUGCCUUCCCUGAUGGUCAGAAGAGCUAUAAUCUCAAUGGACGUCAAGUCACGGGAUGGUUUCCUUUCGACUAUACAAAGGAGGAACUUCUCAAGAGCGUAUUAUUGACGCAGAAUGUGUACUCUAGAGCAAACGCAUUCGACGGAUUGUUGCCUAUUACAACUCUUGAAGAUGUGACCAGCAUUAAGCAUACUCGAGUCUGGCUUAACGUUCAGUACAACUCAUUCUAUGUUCAACAGAAGCUCGAUCCAGUCAGUUUUGUCAGCAAGGCGUUGGCAACUAUGCGGAUAAACGUCAUUUCAUCUCCUGAAAUCGGUUUCCUGAAAGCAAUUAAAGCGAAAUUAACGAACGGAAAGACAAAGCUGAUCUUCCGGUUUCAGAAAAAAGACGAGGUAGAACCCACGACAAAGCAGACUUAUGGCUCGUUACUAAAUAGUUUAGAGAUGGUAAAGGAAUUUGCGUCGGGAAUUCUAGUCCCAAAGGAUUACAUAUGGCCGGUUGGGAGCAAUCUGUACCUGCUGCCUGCAACUACACUUGUAAAUGAUGUACACAAACAAGGGCUAGAGAUACAUGCUUACACUUUCGCAAAUGAUCAUCCUGCAAGCUACAAUUAUAGCUAUGACCCGACAGCAGAAUACUUACAGUUCAUAGACAACUCUCAUUUUUGUGUUGACGGACUGGUGACAGAUUUCCCUUCCACUGCAUCAGAAGCCAUUGCAUGCUUGGCUGGGAACAAGAAUGCAGCUAGACUUCCAAACGGGGCUUUAAUCAUAUCCCAUAAUGGAGCAAGUGGGUUCUAUGCACCUUGCAGCGAUCUUUCUUACCAUCAAGCCAUAGCCGAUGGAGCAGACAUCAUAGAUUGCUCGGUUCAAAUGUCAAAAGACGGAAUUGCCUUCUGCUUGGACACAGCUGACCUAACUGGAGACACAACGGCCCUCCUUACUUUCAUGCAACGAUCAACCACGAUUCCUGAAAUCCAGAAGCAAAGCGGAGUCUUCUCAUUCGAUUUCACCUGGAGCGAAAUUCAAAGUCUAAAGCCUCAAUUAUCAAGCCCUUUCCCAGAAACACCACUUACAAGAAACCCAGCAGAGCAGAACAUGGGAAGCUUCGUGACAUUACCUGAAUUCUUAGACAUUGCAAAAACAAAGGCAGUUACAGGUGUUUUGAUCAACAUUAAGAAUGCAGCCUAUCUAGCUUCUAAAAGGAAUCUUAACAUAAUUGAUGCUGUCAAUACCGCCUUGAGUAAUGCCACUUUCGACAAACAAGUAACUCAGAAGGUUAUGAUCCAAUCCGACGACAGUCAAGUUCUAGCGAAAUUCAAGAGCAAUUCCAACUACGAAACAGUAUUAUCAAUUAGGGAAACUAUUAGCGCCGUGCCAAAGGCAUCAUCAGACGAGAUCAAAAAGUACGCAGAUUCAGUCGCCAUCCCAAGAAAUUCAGUUAUCAAGGCAACCGAAUCCUUUGUAGCUUCUUUCACAAACGUGGUAGAUGAAAUGCAUGCCGCAAACAUCUCUGUUUAUGUAUCUGUUUUCAGAAACGAGUACAUUUCUAUGGCUUUCGAUUACUUCGCUGAUCCCAUGGUGGAAUUGGCUACUUUUAUUGGUGGUCUGGGUGUUGAUGGAGUCUUUACCGAGUUCCCAAGAACUGCAGAUGCAUUACUGAGAAGUCCGUGUGCUAACCCAGAUAAUGAGCCAUAUUCAAUAUUCCCUGUACAACCAGGUUCUCUUCUCCAGCUCACACAACCAGGAGUACUGCCACCUACAGCAGCACCAGCCCCAUCCCUCACAGUGGCUGAUGUAGUAGACCCACCGCUGCCAUCAUUGCUUUCAUCUUCACAGUCACCACCUGCUACCACUGGACCAAGUUCAGGAUGUACAAGGAAAUUCGCAAAAUUGGGGCUUUUGUCAUCUUCAAUAUUAUCAAUGGCAUUCAUUUGCAUAACCUGGUUUAAUUAACAAGAACAACACAAAAAGCCAGCUGCAUUGCUAAACUAAACAUAUACUUCUUCUCCUCUGGUUUCUUGUUUGGUCUGUAAAUAGAUUUGAGUAUGAUGUGAAUCAAGAUUAUGUGUUCUUAUAUCAAUAGUUAAAU